CAAUUGCACCCAACGUCGUUUUGCACUUUUGCUUGAUGCCUUUCCACGGACCUCAACCGUCUGAAAUAUACUGCUCAAGCAAAUAAGCUCGACACUUUGAAGAAAGAGAGAAGGAAACGGCUUUGACUCUCAAAUUUGUAAUUCGAUCACUCAAUUUUCCCAGUUCUCAAUCCAAUUCCAGUUUUUAGAAUUGAAAGAUGGAUGAUAUUUUGGUUGCUGUGCUUUCGAUGCUGCUUAUAUUUGGUUUAGUUCCGCUGUUUUUAUGGAAACGUCGUCAGGAUUCUAAAGCUGCCGAUAGGCAUGAAGAAGAGCCUCGGGUUCCUCAAAGGGAAAAUGUGGUAUGCGCUACUGGGGCUCGUCGUAUGCGUCGUAGGCCAGCAGCCAGGGCUAGUACAUCUACAGCUGCAGCAGCUGUUGAAGAAUUAGGCGACGAGAGUGAUGAUGAAGAUGCUGAGGUUGAGAAUGAAACUAGGGGAGGAAGGAAAAAAGAUAAGAAACGACAAGAACGUGAAGCACAAAGACAGGCUGAACAAGCUUCACGUGACUCAAGGUUAGCCAAGCAAGAUCGUUAUGCAGAAUCACAAAGAAGAAAAGAUGAGGAACGUGAAGCAGAAGAGCGACGAAUGGAAGAGGAAGCUAAGGCUCGGCAAGCUAAGGAAGAAGCUGCCGCUGCAUUAGAGUUUGAAAAGUGGAAAGGGGCCUUCUCAAUUGAUGCUGAAGGCACCACAGAAAAUGCGGCGCAAGAAAACCAGGAUUUACUUUCUGAAUUUGUGGAAUACAUUAAGAAGCAAAAGUGUGUACCCCUGGAAGACCUGGCUGCAGAAUUUAGGUUGAGGACUCAGGAAUGUAUUAAUCGUAUCACAGCUCUAGAAAAUAUGGGAAGACUUUCAGGAGUCAUGGACGAUAGAGGAAAGUACAUAUAUAUCUCACUUGAAGAAAUGAAAGCUGUUGCUGAUUAUAUAAUGCGUGAAGGCAGGGUUAGCAUCUCACAUUUGGCUAGCAAAUCCAACCAGUUCAUUGACUUGGAGCCCAAAGUGCAGUAUGAGGAAAUUACCAGUGUAGACGAGAUUUUAGCUGUUUGAUGACACACUUAGUUUAUGGAAAAAUCAUAUUGCCCGACUUACAUGAUAGCAGAAGAGCAGCAGGAAAUAUGAAAGAAAGUAUGUUACCAACUUGCUUCAUGUCUGUGUUCAGUUUUGCUUGUCUGUAGCACUAUGUGAUUCACAUGAUGUAGGUAUGAAACUGGGCUACAAUUACACUGGGAAAAAGAAGAGGAAAGGGGGGUGAUAGGGUUUGAAAAGAAAAGAAAAGAAAAGGGCUUUAGUUAAAACCAACCUUUAUAUUGUAACAUCAACUUAAAUAUGUGAAUUACUUUUAUAAUGAAAAGCUUCUGGUUUGUGCAUCU
Molecule: messenger RNA, 1405 nt
Organism: Chenopodium quinoa (quinoa)
Lineage: Eukaryota; Viridiplantae; Streptophyta; Magnoliopsida; Caryophyllales; Amaranthaceae
Product: DDRGK domain-containing protein 1-like
Exons: 9
Coding region: 198-1082 (294 amino acids)
Source: RefSeq, a predicted model, not a curated record